This is a messenger RNA of Eufriesea mexicana, 864 nucleotides long. Its product is annotated as leucine-rich repeat flightless-interacting protein 2. The transcript has 4 exons. Bases 1 to 864 code for a protein of 287 amino acids. NCBI's taxonomy places the organism in Eukaryota, Metazoa, Arthropoda, Insecta, Hymenoptera, Apidae. The record is from RefSeq and is a predicted model, not a curated record.
AUGCAGAAUAUUAGUUCUAAGGCUAACUUGAAGAAGGGUAUAGAUGUGGAGAUUCUUUGUUCGAGUUCACAAUGUCAAGUCACCAGCGAGGAAUUAACAAAUUUACGUCAACAAGUGAGGGAUCUUCAAGAAACGGUUACAUCUUUAGAAAAUAUUAUAGAAAUAAAGAAUAUGCAAUUGCAAAACAUGCAACGAGAUAACGAACGAUUAUCGGUUGAAUUGAAAAAGCAACAAAGAUAUGUCAGGAACUUUAAACAGCAGUUGGAUGAUGAAAGGUUUUUAUAUCAGAGAGACAAGGAUUUUCUUAAUAACGAAAUACAACGGCAAAAGACACGAUGCGUAAGUGGUGCCUCGAAAUUAUAUCAACACCGAAAAGAAUUAGAGUUAGUACGAAAAUGUUUGGAAGAUGAAAAUGAGUUACUUAGAGAAGAAUUAAACGAGAAGGCCGAAACAACGUACAAUUUGUGUAUAAAGUUUUUGCGAAUGAAAUAUGCUAAAGAUUGUAUAAGGUAUAAAUUUGAUCAGUUGUUGAAGGAGCAUCUGCAAGUUAUGACAGAUAUGAUGGAGAAAUUAGAUGAGGCAAGAGAAGAACUGAAUAUAAUCGUGUCUGAAAAAUUUCGAGAACCAUUACCUUUGAGUAAAGCAAAAUUUUUACAGGUGGUACAAAGAAAUGCUCGUCUAGUUCAUGAAAAUGCGACACUCAAGGUACAAAUACAACGUUUGAAUUUAAAUAUCGACAGAUUAAAGAGUCAUAUACAAAAACCGAAGUUGAUAAACGUAGAUGCCAAAAUAAUUGCGAAGUUAGCCACGCAAAGUAAAAAAAGAUGUAGCAAAGAAUCUACAAAAUGGCUACCAUUUCAGUAA